Hydractinia symbiolongicarpus is the source of this 6297-nucleotide messenger RNA. RefSeq names its product broad substrate specificity ATP-binding cassette transporter ABCG2-like. NCBI's taxonomy places the organism in Eukaryota, Metazoa, Cnidaria, Hydrozoa, Anthoathecata, Hydractiniidae. The record is from RefSeq and is a predicted model, not a curated record. Gene Ontology annotation, molecular function: ABC-type transporter activity; ATP hydrolysis activity; ATP binding. Gene Ontology annotation, cellular component: plasma membrane. The coding region runs from base 3381 to 5315 and encodes 644 amino acids. The transcript has 17 exons.
AGGAGCUGAUGCUAGUUUUUAUUUGGCCAAUGUCAUACAGCAAAUCUGCAAGUUGACGAAGGUUCCAAAGAUCACUUGUAUUAUCGACAACAAGUCAUUAUUUGAAACCUUGAAAACGACAAAUGUCACAAAGGAUUUGAGAUUGCGAGUUGAUAUAGCCAGAUUGAGGCAGAUGGUGGAACAAGAUGAGAUUACUGUCAAGUGGGUUGAAGGAAAACACCAAUUAGCCGACUGCUUGACAAAACAUGGAGCGUCUCCAAACAAGUUGCUUGAGGUUUUGGAGACAUCCAAAAUAUCUCUACAAUAAUUGAUUGUAGUGAUUACCGUUGUGUUUUUUUUGAUGAUUUUAAUUUGUUUGUCAUGUUGACUAUGACAAACAGUUGCAACAUGCAAUUUGAUAUUCUACUUGUGUUGGCUUUAAAAUUGUGUUACUGGUGGCAAUGUUGAUAUUGCGAUUUGUGUUAAUUCUGUUGUUAUCUUUCAGUAACCAAUACAAUAGUAUUAGAGACUGGUGAAGCCUUCAAGUUACCUCAUCAAGGUAAGAAUCAUUUAACAGUAUGCACUGAAAUCACUGUAUUUUUUAAAUUUUGAUGGGUUUCAUAACCUUUUUGUGGAAGAUUAUUGGGUAAUGGCUUGCUGAAUGAACUUAUUUUUGUUGAUUUAAAUGUGUUUCUCAAAAACCGAUCUGUUUUACAUUUUGUUUUAAACUUUUGUUUACAAGCCGCAUACAAUGUUUCCAAAAUAAUGAUCUUUGUUGAUUCAAGUUUAUUCUUUGCUCAUUGAUUUUUUGACAUAGGUUUAAAAUUGUUGGUAAAGGGUAGUACAGAACUAAAGAGGAAAAUUUUUGUGUUUUUAACUGGUUGAUUUUUACAUUUUGUGUAAAUUUUUGUGGGAGAGGAUGGUAUCCAACCGAAUUGACUAAUUUUUCUAGAUUUAAAUUUGAUGUUUUCCAAACUAUGUCUUUUUCGUAUUUUUGUAUAAGCUUCUAAGGGAAGGACAAUAUUUAAAAUGCUAACUCUUGCAGGCCUCCUUUUUGACAUUUUAGAAUAAAAUACAAGGGUUUUCAACAUAAUCACUUAUAGGAUGUACAUAUUUGAGAUGCGUUAUUUCUGACAUUGUUAUUAUUUGUGUUGUGGCUGUUGGUGUUGUGACUGUUGGUGUUGUAACUGUCGGUGUUCUUACUGUCGGUUUUGUGAGUUGGUGUUGUGAGUGUCGAUGUUGUCAGUGUCGUUGUUGUAACUUUUUAUCAACUAGAUUUUACACCUUGCAAGCUGUUCUUUUUUAUUUUGCGUAAGAUUUGAGGAUUUAAUACGAUUUGAUAUUUGGCAUUUUGUGUAAAAUUUUAAGAACAUUUAUUUUUAUAUGCACUGCUGACCUCAAAAAAAUAUCUAAAGCAACCUAUUUUUUAUAGGCCUUUUGCCUAAGUGCAUUUUUCCACGGGCUUUAUCGACUAGUCUCUUGAAUAAUUUGAAAAUGCAUGAUGCAAAUGUAUGAUGUGUGAAAUCUAACCAGCUCAUAGUAAACACAUGUUGUUUUUAAAAUUUAUAUUUAAAAAUACAUAUAUAAUACAAAUGCGCAUUCCCUGAUUUUUUGUCACUAAGCAAGGGAGUGGAUUGCUAGUACAAUAAGUGUAAACAAGGGAAUGCCAUGUUAGGUCAUGAGCAAUAGAUGUAAGAAUUUAUUAAAUGUUUUAUUUUUUAAAGUUUUUUAUUUUUUAAGAGGAGAAUUUUUUUUUUAUUUCGCAAUUUAAAAAAAAGAGAACUACAAACUUUGGAAAAAAGUUUUGUCCAAAGUUUGGUUUUCAGACAUAAUUUUAAAACAUUAAUUUUCAAAGAUUUGGGAGGAAAUGUUCGAUAAAUUUAAUUUUACUAAGGAAUGAUAACAAACACCAAUAUUUAAGAGUUAACCUGUAUCAUACAUCUUUAGAAUAAAAUAUUUAAAGUACAAGAUUAUUCGAAAUAAUAAGCAAGCAUGUUGCAAUAACCAUUGCCAAAAUUGCAAAUAUGAAAAAUUGUGAAAUUAUUUGCUACACAGAUGCAACUCAUGCCAGUUUGAAGUGUGGAUCAUCACAAGGGGCAUUCAUCAUAUUUGUGAAACACCUAAGCAGGUUAUACCAAUCUGCUGGCAAUCAAAGAAACUACAAAGGGUAACCAAAAGCUCAAUUGCUUCGGAAAUACUUGCUCUGCGUGAAGGAGCUGAUGCUAGUUUUUAUUUACCCAAUGUCAUACAGCAAAUCUGCAAGUUGACGAAGGUUCCAAAGAUUUCUUGUAUUAUUGACAACAAGUCAUUAUUUGAAACGACAAAUGUCACAAAGGAUUUGAGACUGCGAGUUGAUAUAGCCAAACCGAGGCAGAUGGUGCAACAAGAUGAGAUUACUGUCAAGUGGGUUGAAGGAAAACACCAAUUAGCCGACUGCUUGACAAAACAUGGAGCGUCUCCAAACAAGUUGCUUGAGGUUUUGGAGACAUCCAAUAUAUCUCUACAAUAAUUGAUUGUAGUGAUUACCGUUGUGUUUUUUUGAUGAUUUUAAUUUGUCAUUUUGACUGUGACAAACAGUUGUAGCAUGCAAUUUGAUGUUCUACUUGUGUUGGCUUUAAAAUUGUGUUACUGCUGGCAAUGUUGAUUUUGCGAUUUGUGUUAAUUCUGUUGUUAUCUUUCAGUAACCAAAACAAUAGUAUUAGAGACUGGUGAAGCUGACUGGUUACCUCAUCAAGGAUAAAAUAUGGUUUGUUGGCUUCAGCAUAGUGGCACUGCCCUGGGAGAGCUUCUAUAGUUGUGUAAGAGAGAGAUGCGAAAUAAUGCCAGAUACUCAAAGAAUAUCACACCUAUAACAAGCAUACCCAUGACGAGGGUGAUAUUUUACAGAAUUCUGCACAAUUUUUAUUUGUUUGCAAUGUAUGAAAGAUCCAUUUAGGAUAACUGCUUAAAAGAGAGAGGAAACUGUUAUUUAGGAAAUUAAAGACUUGUCAACUUUAAAGUAGAAAAGUAACUGCACCAUCAAAAAGUUUAAUAUUUUUUAGCGAGAUUUUUUUAAGUUAAAAAGGUAUAUUAUGCCUUAUCCUUAAGUAAAUGAAAUAAUUAGUUUAUACACAAAAUAAAUUAAUACUAUCAAUAUGUGUCCUGUCUGUGUGUAUGGUAGAAUUAGCGAUAAAAAAAUAAAUAGAAUUUAAAAAAUUAGAAGACAGACACUGAGAAGCUGCAGAAAAAAUAGUUUACUAAAAAGUAGCAAACAAAAAGGUUCCACACAAUGCAACACAAUUCAUCAAAAAAAAAUGAAGGUGCUCACAAAAAAAAUGAUUGCACUAUGAAUCGUUAGGUAAAUAAUUGUGCUUAUAUUUUUUUGUGUGUUCAGUAAAAAAAAUAAAUAAACAAAUAAGCAAAUGGAUGAAUAUGAAAGAGCUACUUCACCCACUGAUAGUCUCAUUGAAAAUGAACAACUCAGCCCAAAACGUGAUGAUAAAAUCUUUCAAGAACGGCAAUUAAAUGGAGCUGAAAUCACAUUCUAUGAUAUUUGUUAUGCAGUUGACAUUAAAGCUGGUUGUUGUCAUAAAGCUUCAAAAGAGGUACUGCAUAACGUGAGUGGUAUUAUGAAACCUGGUUUAAAUGCUAUUCUUGGUCCAACAGGCUCGGGAAAAACUAGCUUAUUAGAUGUUCUUGCUGGACGUAAAGAUAGGAAAGGAAUCACAGGACACGUUCUUGUAAAUGGAGAACCACAACCUGAAAACUUCCAACUAUUGUCAGGUUUUGUAUCGCAGGAUGAUGUUGUCAUGGGAACACUAACAGUCCGAGAGAACCUUGCAUUUUCUGCUGCUCUCAGGCUGUCAAGUCAGUAUAGCUCACAUGAUCGAAAGUCGCGAGUGGAUAUGAUAAUUAAUGAUCUUGGCUUACUAACAUGUUCUGACACUAGGGUUGGAACAGACGAGAUACGUGGCAUAUCAGGGGGAGAACGCAAACGUACAAAUAUUGGAAUGGAGUUGAUCACGCAACCAGAAGUUUUGUUUCUGGAUGAACCCACAACAGGUCUUGAUUCUGCUACUGCAGCUUCUGUCAUGAAGCUAUUAAGAAGGCAAGCCAAGAAAGGACGGACAAUUAUUUUCUCUAUUCAUCAACCUCGUUAUUCAAUAUUUAAAUUAUUUGAUGACAUAACCUUGCUAUCAAAAGGUUGCGUUGUAUAUAAAGGAGCAACAAACGAUUCGUUGAGCUAUUUUGAAGCACUAGGUUACCAAUGUGAGACAUAUAACAAUCCUGCUGAUUUUUUUAUGGAUGUGCUUUAUCUUGAUGAGCGAAAAAAACAAGUUGAAAAUUCGCUAAGUGAUGCAGCUGUUCUGGAUAAGAAGGGAGAAGAAGAGAAGGCAGAAGAUAAGAAUAUCCCGUUAUCUCAGCACUACUUACGUUCUAAAUACUACAAAGAUGCCAUGCUUGAAAUUCAACCGAAAAUUGAAGUGCUGGAGAGAAACGACAACAUCGUGCAUAACAACGUGAAGGGAAAAUACGCUAGGUCUUUCUUUUCUCAGACCGGCAUAGUAUGUCGAAGAACGUUAAUGAAUAUAUUGAGAGAUGCACGAAGUCUCGGCAGUCAAAUAGCUAUUAACAUCUUAAUGGCUCUCAUCAUCGGAGGGAUUUAUUGGAAUGUUAAUAAUGGCCCAAACGGACUUAUGAACAGAGUGGGUGUUUUCUUUUUUAUGACAACAAACAUGGUUUUUGGAAACAUGAGUGCUGUCUCGUUGUUUAUAAAAGAACGACGAAUAUUUAGACACGAAUGCUCAAAUGGUUAUUAUCGUGUUUCGUCUUACUUUUUCGCGAAAGUUGUUUGCGAUAUCCUACCCAUGAGAAUCUUGCCAAUAAUGGUCUUCGCUGCCAUCUCUUAUUUCAUGAUCGGCUUACAAAAGGAAGUGGGCAAAUUUUUUAUCUUUGCACUUACUCUGAUCUUAUUGAGUUUAUCUUCUGCUACUCUCUGUAUUUUCGUCAGCAGUAGUAUUGAUAUUGUAGCACUGGCAAAUAUGGCUGUCUCGCUCAUGUUCGUGUUUAUGAUGAUAUUUAGCGGAUUUUUAGUGAAUUUAAAAGAAUUAGCAGCCUGGUUAAGAUGGAUAAAAUAUUUAAGCAUAUUUAAAUACGGAUUUUCGAGUUUACUCAUCAAUGAACUUCAUGAUAUGGCUUUCCAUGGGAAUAACACACAAACUGGAAACUCGUAUUUAAAUCAGCAGGGGAUGAAUGUUGAUAAUUUAUGGAUUAAUGAGAUAGCACUGGGUAGUAUAGCGGUUGUUUUUUUAAUCCUCUCCUACAUACAGCUUCGAAGAAUUAAAUUGCAUUCUUAAAACGAUGAAGCCUCGUUGGUGAUAUAAACCAUGUUUAAAUAUUUAGCCAUUUCUUUAUGUAGUAGUUGUUGGUUAGUGCAAUAUUCCACAGGUCCACCGGUCCUUAGAUUACACUAUAUUACACUAUAUCUGUCGCACGAAGUAGUGAUGCGGCUACCAUUUUGAACAUUUAAUAUUAUUUAUAUAGAGAAAAUUUAAUUUUUCUAAAUUUUAAAAAUUUCAAUAAUAUAUUGCAUAUUUUUUAUUGAGUAUAAAAUUUGAGUUUAAAACGUGAUCACGAAUAACUGGCAUUAAAUCAAACAUGGAAAUCUCUGUGAAUCAGAUAGCCUUCAAAGCAUAAAUUUUUAAAAGCAUUAACAACAACAUGUUUGUUUGACUCGUUUAUUUCGAACACGAAUAUAAAGUAGGAACAAACUGUCUGUAGUUCUAAAUUUAAAAUAAAAUAAAAAUAAUUUAAAAUGAUUUUUUUAUUGUCAUUUUUUAUUUUUUACGAAGUAGUAUACCAUAGUUAAUAUAUAAUUUACUAUUAAUUUUUUUUUAUGUAUUUAUUAAUUUGCAAUUUGUAGGCGUAUAUGCGUAGAUCGGUUAGUAAUCGUUGUGAGGUGAUUACGUGUGCGUAAUGAUGUAAUUCAUCCUCGAAAUAUUUCAGGGAUUCGCAUAUAAGCCGUUUUGAGGUAUUUUUUCAUGUCUUGUAAUGAGGAAAUUUGAUUGGUUAGCUUUAAGUUGAAGUGCAUUGAAAAGCGAAUUCGACGAGGAUGCGUCAUCUUGUCAAAGUGUAAAUUCAAUUGUGCAUUCUUAAACUGAAAUAGUUUUCCCUGUUAAAUUUAUUGAUUAUUGACUUUUUUUAAAAAUUUAAAGAAUAUAAAAAUUCCAAUUUUUGAUAUAUAUAGUUCGUUCGUUAGUUCGUUCGUUCGUUCGUUUGAAGAGACUUUUUUAUUGAAAAAUGUACCUGUGAAAGUAUAUUCAGUAUUAUAUUCCAAAG